UGUCAAACAAGGGGUUGUUCUUCUGGUCACAGCUCUCCUGCCAAAUCUAUAAGUUGCUCUCUCUCUUUGCCUAGGUUUGGAGCUCUCAUCAUCUUUUGCUGUCAAGCCAUGCAUUCCAUUGCCUCCUGAGAACCUCCUUGAUAAACAUCUCAUCUUUCUUUGUACAUAAACCCUCUCUGCAAGUGUGUUGUCUCCCUUGCUUCUUGCUGUUCAGCUGUUCUAUCUCUCAAAAACAGUUCAAAUUUUCGACUCGAUAUCGAGCUACCAGAGUUGAUAUAGGAGGAAGAUAGGAAGAUUUAUCAAUCUUCAGAGUUUACGGAAAGUGGAGGUUUAUCAGCAAAGUUCUUCAGAGAGCUGGGCCACCUGAAGAAGGGUGAUUACAUACUAGGAUUCAAUUUGGAGUAGUGUUUUUUUUUUGCAUAAAAGGAUGAGAGGUUUUGCUUGUGCUCAUCAUGCAGAGAAGAGGCACCGUCUUGACAGAACUCUCAACAGCCUGAGCAAGAGGGGAUACAUAGGAAGCUACCACUACGAGAAGGAUGCCAAGUACAGGCCAUUCAGUGCACUGCUCCCUGAGGGUUCAAACCCCAAGAUGCUCUAUGUCAAGCUCGUCCUCAUCAUCCUCAUGUGUGGCUCCUUCGUCAGCCUCCUCAACUCGCCAUCUAUCCAUCACAACGAUGAUCACCACACAGAGUCAUCAGCUGGAGUGCCGAGAGUGAGCUACGAGCCGGAUGAUACCAGGUACGUGUCGGACGUGACGGUGGACUGGCCAAAGAUCUCCAAGGCGAUGCAGCUGGUCGCCGGAGCGGAACACGGCGGCGGCGCGAGGGUGGCGCUGCUCAACUUCGACGACGGCGAGGUGCAGCAAUGGAGGACGGCGCUGCCACAGACGGCCGCCGCGGUGGCGCGCCUCGAGCGCGCCGGGAGCAACGUGACGUGGGAGCACCUGUACCCGGAGUGGAUCGACGAGGAGGAGUUGUACCACGCGCCGACGUGCCCCGACCUGCCGGAGCCGGCGGUGGACGCCGACGGCGACGGCGAGGAGGUGGCCGUGUUCGACGUCGUCGCGGUGAAGCUGCCGUGCCGGCGCGGGGGUGGCUGGUCCAAGGACGUGGCCCGGCUGCACCUGCAGCUCGCCGCGGCGCGCCUCGCCGCCACGCGCGGGCGCGGCGGCGCCGCCGCGCACGUGCUCGUGGUGAGCGCGAGCCGGUGCUUCCCGAUCCCGAACCUGUUCCGGUGCAGGGACGAGGUGGCGCCGCGCGACGGCGACGUGUGGCUGUACCGGCCGGACGCCGACGCGCUCCGCCGGGAUCUCGCCCUCCCCGUCGGCUCCUGCAGGCUCGCCAUGCCGUUCAGCGCGCUGGCGGCGCCGCACGUCGCGGCGGCGUCGGCGCCGCCGCCGCGGCGGGAGGCGUACGCGACGAUCCUCCACUCGGAGGAGCUGUACGCGUGCGGCGCGCUAGUGGCGGCGCAGAGCAUCCGGAUGGCCUCCGCCUCCGGGGCGCCGUCGGAGCCGGAGCGCGACAUGGUGGCGCUCGUGGACGAGACGAUCAGCGCGCGCCACCGCGGCGCGCUGGAGGCGGCCGGGUGGAAGGUGCGCGCGAUCCGGCGCGUCCGCAACCCGCGCGCGGCGGCGGACGCGUACAACGAGUGGAACUACAGCAAGUUCUGGCUGUGGUCGCUGACGGAGUACGACCGCGUCGUCUUCCUCGACGCCGACCUGCUGGUGCAGCGCCCCAUGUCGCCGCUCUUCGCCAUGCCCGAGGUGAGCGCGACGGCGAACCACGGCACGCUGUUCAACUCCGGCGUGAUGGUGGUGGAGCCGUGCGGCUGCACGCUCCGCCUGCUCAUGGACCACAUCGCCGACAUCGACUCCUACAACGGCGGCGACCAGGGGUACCUCAACGAGGUCUUCUCGUGGUGGCACCGCCUCCCGUCGCACGCCAACUUCAUGAAGCACUUCUGGGAGGGGGACUCCGGCGAGCGGCUCGCCGCCGCCAGGCGCGCCGUGCUCGCCGCGGAGCCCGCCGUGGCCCUCGCCGUCCACUUCGUCGGGAUGAAGCCGUGGUUCUGCUUCCGCGACUACGACUGCAACUGGAACUCGCCGCAGCUCAGGCAGUUCGCCAGCGACGAGGCGCACGCGCGGUGGUGGCGCGCGCACGACGCCAUGCCGGCGGCGCUCCAGGGGUUCUGCCUGCUCGACGAGCGCCAGAAGGCGCUGCUCCGGUGGGACGCCGCCGAGGCGAGGGCGGCCAACUUCUCCGACGGCCACUGGAGGGUCCCCAUCGCCGACCCUCGCCGGAACAUCUGCGCCACCGCCGCCGGCGACGGCGAGGCGGCGGCGGCGUGCGUCGAGAGGGAGAUCGAGAACAGGCGGGUGGAAGGGAAUAGGGUGACCACGUCGUACGCCAAGCUCAUCGACAACUUCUGACGUGGGUGCAUCCGGAGCCGUUGGAUUUUGAGAUCGGACGGUGAGAUCGAGGCCGUUAGGGAUGGGUGACGUGUUCACCAAUUUUUGGUCUCUCGUGCAUUGCAUUGCUAUGCAAUGCAAGCGUGCCACCGGGGAUGUUGCGUGGUAGCGUAUGGCCGAAAUUUCUUUAUUACAAUGAUGAGAAAAGUAGCUGUGAAUAAUUUAGGUAUUUGCUUUCGUAAAAUACUUAGAAUUUUUUUGAAGAGUCUAUGUUUUCCAACCGUAACAUUGCAAAUAUGUCAUGUUUGCUAUGUUAAUCCUUUAAAUAUGAUGAUACUAGUGCAUAACAACAAAAUUCAUUUUAAAAAUGGAUUGUCAUAAAUCAUUGACACAUGGAGCCUUAGGUUAGUUUCUUCGUUUCUCAUGCUCACUCGGUCACUUCCUUAGUUCCUUACAUGUCCAAGCAAAAAUUCACGCUUAGCUUGCCCUUUUGUAUAUACCACUCACAUCCUUACAUGGGCUCUUUUUUAUUGAUCAAAUAUACAUUGUAAUGUGUGUUUUUUUAGAAAAAAAAGAACACCUUACUUACAUGGGCCUUCUUUUGGUUCUAGAUAAAAGAAACACCUUCCUUUCCAGAGGAGUUAUGUGCACAUGAUUUCGUCGAAAUGCAAAUCUUACACUAUUACAAAAUAAUUUUCGUGGCUCUUGGUAUUAUUUUUCACUGACAGACCAAAAGGAAUAAUAUCUAUGAAAACGUUUGAGGC
Oryza sativa Japonica Group (Japanese rice) is the source of this 3171-nucleotide messenger RNA. RefSeq names its product UDP-glucuronate:xylan alpha-glucuronosyltransferase 1. The record is from RefSeq and is a predicted model, not a curated record. Lineage: Eukaryota; Viridiplantae; Streptophyta; Magnoliopsida; Poales; Poaceae. Gene Ontology annotation, biological process: xylan biosynthetic process. Gene Ontology annotation, molecular function: glycosyltransferase activity.